Camelina sativa (false flax) is the source of this 887-nucleotide messenger RNA. RefSeq names its product agamous-like MADS-box protein AGL70. The record is from RefSeq and is a predicted model, not a curated record. Gene Ontology annotation, molecular function: DNA-binding transcription factor activity. NCBI's taxonomy places the organism in Eukaryota, Viridiplantae, Streptophyta, Magnoliopsida, Brassicales, Brassicaceae. Gene Ontology annotation, cellular component: nucleus. Gene Ontology annotation, biological process: regulation of DNA-templated transcription.
ACAAAUUGGUUCGAUCUAUAAUGUCAUCUAUUGAUGCGAUUGCUGGUAUUUAGUUUUGUAAUAGUUUUGCGUAAAUUAUUGUUUCUAAUGCAUUUUUGUUUUGUUCAUGAUAUCUCCAGCAUGUCCAAGAUCAUCGAUCGUUAUGAGAUACAACAUGCUGAUGAACAAAAAGUCCUAGAUCUUGAGGAAAAAGCUCGGAAUUAUCUUCCACACAAGGAGUUGCUAGAAAUAGUCCAAAGGUCAGCACUAAGAUACCUUUAUCCCCCUUUUCUUCUGAUAAAAAAUAUAUUUUCUUUUCUUUUGGAAACUUAUGAAUACAGAAAGCUUGAAGAACCAGUGGAUAAUGUAAGUGUAGAUUCCUUAAUGUCUAUGGAGGAACAGCUCGAGACUGCUCUGUCCGUAACUAGAGCUAAGAAGACAGAACUGAUGAUGGAGGAUUUGAAGUCCCUUCAAGAAAAGGAGAAGUUGUUGAGAGAAGAGAACCAGUUUCUGGCUAGCCAGAUGGGGCAGAAGACGUUUCUGGUAACCGAAGGUGAGAGAGGAAUGUCACCGGAAAAUAGCUCCGGUAACAAAAUACCGGAGACUCUCCCGCUGCUCAAGUAAUCAUCAUCAUCAACGGCUGAGUCAUAGCCUGAUUCAGAAUUACAAAAAAAAAAAAAAAAUUGUAAAUUAGAAAAAGUUGCAUAGUCUCAAACCUUUUUUUUUAAUCUUCCUCUGUGUGGAAAUUAAGGUAAAAAAAAAAAGAACUUUUUUAUAUACGAAAAAGUAUUGUAAAACUAAGAUAAAGAUGUCGACCUUUGUUGUACCUUCGUAGACAAGAUCAGAAUUCGUGUGUUUGUUUUCUUGUCUGCAAGUACGGGAUUGGAUAUAUAAAUAUGUUUUUCUUU